AUGUCGCCAUCAAGCCUCCAAGAUCUCCCGCACCUGAACUUUCGCUCCUUCGUCAAAGCGCUUAAAUCCGACGGCGACCUCAUCGAGAUCAAUGAAGAAUGUGACCCAAACCUCGAGGUCGGCGCCAUUAUUCGCAAGGUUGUUGAGACAGAUGAACGAGCACCCCUCUUCAACAAGCUCAAGGGUCAAGACGCAGACGGCUUCUGGCGUAUCCUCGGCGCGCCAAACUCUCUGCGAUCUGAUCCCUCCCAGCGUUUUGGAAGACUGGCGAGGCACCUCGGUCUCCCUUCCACAUCGACUAUGAAGGAGAUACUUGACAAAAUGAUUGCCGCCAAGAGUGCGGUCCCAAUUCCCCCGGUUGUCUCUGAUACCGGGUCCUGCAAAGAGAUCCGCCUGACUCCAGAGCAAUUCGACCUCACCAAAUUGCCAGCACCGAUGCUGCACCAGUCUGAUGGCGGAAAGUACAUCCAGACGUACGGUAUGCAUAUUGUCCAAUCGCCGGACGGAAAGUGGACAAACUGGUCCAUCGCACGCGCCAUGGUAUAUGACAAAAACCACCUUGCGGGGCUCGUCAUCGAGCCACAACACAUCUGGCAGAUCCACCAGAUGUGGAAAAAGGAGGGUAAGGAUAUGCCGUGGGCGCUGGUCUUUGGUGUGCCGCCGGCCGCCAUCAUGGCUUCGAGCAUGCCUUUGCCGAGCGGCCUGUCUGAGGCGGAGUAUAUUGGAUCACUGGUUGGAGCACCGUUGGAGGUUGUCAAAUGUGAUACCAAUGGCCUGCAUGUCCCAGCGAAUUCGGAGAUUGUGUUUGAGGGCGUUUGCUCUGCUACGGAGACGGCACCCGAGGGGCCAUUCGGAGAAAUGCACGGAUAUGUCUUUCCUGGCGAUGCUCAUCCCCAGCCGAAGUACAGGGUCGACCUCAUCACCCACCGGAAGGACGCUAUUCUUCCAGUCUCAAAUUGCGGCCGACUGACUGACGAGACACACACUAUGAUUGGACCCCUAGCCGCCGCUGAGAUCGGUUUUCUCCUCAAGUCCAAAGGUUUGCCUAUCAAGGAGGCUUUCUCCCCCUUCGAGUCGCAGGUAACAUGGGUGGCCCUUCAAGUCGACACGAAGAAACUUCGCACCAUGAACACCAAUGCGAAGGACUUUUGCCGAUCCAUUGGCGACAUUGUCUUCAAUGAUAAGGUCGGCUACACGAUCCACCGCCUCGUCAUUGUCGGUGACGACAUCGAUGUGUAUGACUUCAAGGACGUAAUCUGGGCCUUUUCUACCCGCUGCCGCCCUGGCCUGGAUGAGUACCACUUCGAGGACGUACGCGGCUUUCCGUUGAUCCCAUAUAUGUCGCACGGCAACGGUGACAUUCGUAUGGGGGGAAAAGUUGUUUCCGAUUGUUUGAUGCCAACCGAGUAUACCACCGGCCGUGACUGGGAAGCUGCGAGCUUCCAGGAGUCCUAUCCCAUCGAUGUCCAGGAGAAGGUGCUGCAGCGUUGGGAGUCAUUUGGAUUCACUUCCGCCUGA
This is a messenger RNA of Colletotrichum scovillei, 1518 nucleotides long. RefSeq lists its product as uncharacterized. Gene Ontology annotation, biological process: ferulate metabolic process; cinnamic acid catabolic process. Gene Ontology annotation, cellular component: cytoplasm. The transcript is spliced from 3 exons. NCBI's taxonomy places the organism in Eukaryota, Fungi, Ascomycota, Sordariomycetes, Glomerellales, Glomerellaceae. Gene Ontology annotation, molecular function: carboxy-lyase activity. The record is from RefSeq and is a predicted model, not a curated record. Bases 1 to 1518 code for a protein of 505 amino acids.